Molecule: messenger RNA, 2697 nt
Organism: Exophiala dermatitidis NIH/UT8656
Lineage: Eukaryota; Fungi; Ascomycota; Eurotiomycetes; Chaetothyriales; Herpotrichiellaceae
Product: ATP-dependent RNA helicase
Exons: 1
Coding region: 1-2697 (898 amino acids)
Cellular component (GO): intracellular anatomical structure; catalytic step 2 spliceosome
Molecular function (GO): RNA binding; ATP binding
Source: RefSeq, a predicted model, not a curated record
AUGGCGAAGCUGCAUAUCAAGUUUGAUGAGGAUGAGGCGGCGCCUCCUACUAAUACGCAGUCGGAGUCGACAGAGACCGCACGUCAAAAAGGGAAAAAGCGAUCCGCCGCCGAAGCAUUCAAGUCACAAACCAAAGACACGUUAAACGCCAAAGACAAGCCACAAACCAAAACGGUCAGCGACACACUCAAACAUCACCGAUUGAGCACCGCGAAGACUGGCGGCUCCGGGGUUGCGCAAAGUAAAGUGGUGAAUUUCUCAGACACCAACCAUGAUGGUAAUGACGAUAAUGAUCGGGAUGGAAACAAUCUCGAGGCUACGGUUCAAAUCAAUAAUCGACAUUCCAACCUCAGAGAACGAGCACGACAAUUACUUUCUACCCGCCAACAGUUGCCAAUCUACAGCCACGCAGAUCACAUACGACAGAAACUCCGAGAGCACGAUGUUUUGUUACUAGUCGGAGAGACUGGAUCCGGCAAAUCGACACAGAUCCCACAGUUCCUCGUCAACGAGUCGUGGUGUCGAAAGCGAAAGACGACAAACAAAGGUUCAGUAGGCGGUUGUAUCGCCAUCACGCAGCCGCGGAGGGUUGCGGCCAUCUCGCUGGCCCGCCGGGUCGCCGAAGAAAUGGGCACACCGUUGGGCAACUCGAGCCCCGCGUCGCAGGUGGGCUAUUCGGUGCGCUUUGAGAAUAGCACGAGUCCGUCCACGCGGAUAAAGUUCUUGACUGAGGGCAUGUUGUUGCAGGAGAUGUUGCGCGACCCUUGGUUGAAGGAGUAUUCGGCCGUCGUGGUCGAUGAGGUCCAUGAGCGCGGUGUUAAUGUUGAUCUUGUGCUGGGGUUUUUAAGGCGCAUGCAUGAUUUGAGAAGUAAAGAUGAUGGACGGGGUGGGGUUCCCAUGAAGGUUGUGGUCAUGAGUGCGACGGCGGAUAUGGAGAAGAUUAGUGGCUUUUUUAACGGCCAGCAGCAGCAGCAGGCAGAGCCAGGGGUGGGCAAGUCUAUCGAAGAGCAGUCGACGUCUUCCAACACCGCAGCCUUGUCUGGAGCUCCUCCUAUCAAUGGAGCGAAACCGGAAAAGCAGAAGAAUACUAGCACAGCCACGUCCCUCUUCAUCAAAGGACGCCAACACCCCGUGACAAUCAACUACACGCCCUCUCCAGUCCCAGACAUUCUGGACGCAGCAUAUGAGCGCAUCAUGCACAUCCACUCUCACUCACCCUUGCCAGGCGACAUACUGGUCUUCCUGACGGGCCAAGAAACAGUCGAAUCUCUAAUGAGUCUGGUGACGAACUGGGCGACCAGCAUUCAAAAAGACCCCAAACUAUCACGCCAACUACCCAAACUUCUGAUCUUGCCACUUUACGCGGCACUCCCAUCACACAUGCAACAACGGGUAUUCCAGCCCACACCGAAAUUCACACGCAAAAUCAUUCUCGCCACCAACAUUGCGGAAACCAGCAUCACGGUUCCCGGGAUCCGAUACGUCAUUGACACAGGAAAAGCUAAACAACGACUAUUUCGUCCCUCGUUGAAUUUGGACACAUUGCUCACCGUGCCUAUCUCGCGUAGUUCGGCGAACCAGCGAGCCGGCCGAGCCGGUCGAGACGCCCCAGGAACAGCGUACAGAUUAUAUACCGAGUCGGACUUUUAUCGAUUGCCGCAGGACACUGAGCCCGAGAUCCUGAGGUGUGAUUUGAGCCAAUUGGUCUUGACGCUCAAGGCACAUGGAAUUGAUGAUUUGUUGGGGUUUCCGUUCUUAACGUCUCCGCCGCGACGGGCAUUGGAGCGCGCAAUGAUUCAUCUAGUUCAGUUGACUGCGCUAGACACAACGACUGGGAAAAUUACACCACUGGGGAGGGACAUGAGUGGAUUGCCGCUCCCGGCGAGUCUAGCGCGUGUUUUGCUAGCUAGUGCCGAGCCAGAAUUUGAUUGUGUCGAUGAGAUUGUGGAUAUUGUGUCGGCGCUGAGUGUGGAGAAUGUGUUUUUAAACAUUCACAGAAAUCAAUCGGAUGGGUUGCAGAACGAUAACACCAGACGAGGAGAAGGGGAUGGGGAUGGUGAUGUGGAUGCAGACGCCGAAAACGAAACCCGCGAAGCCCGCGCCGAGCGAUACCGUCGCGUCCUGUUCCGGCGCGAAGGCGACCAUUUGACUCUCCUUGCCACCAUGCAAGCGUACGCCGCGGAACAGAGUGAUCGCCGCCGCUGGUGUGAGGAAAGAUUUAUUUCUCAUCGCGCCAUGAGCAGUGCCAUGGACGUAAGGAAGCAGUUGACUGCGUUGAUGGCGCAGAGGAUGAAAAAGAACAGAAAUAAGAAGGGGAAACGUGAAGGUAAAGGAGAGACGAGCGGAGAUGGAAAGGAAAAUGGCACUGUGUCUCCGUCAGAUGUUGAUGUCUCGUCCCGCGAUCCUACGACUUUGCCAGCUCGGAUUCUCAAAUGCAUCCUCACUGGGUUUCAUGCCAAUGUCGCCCGUCUGAGUCCCGACGGCUCAUACCGUACUGUUUUGACGAAUCAGCCUGUGGCGAUACAUCCUAGCAGUGUCUUGUUUUCGGCUGGUGGUGGAGGGGGAGGAGGACCAAAGAAAUUCGAAGGUAUCGUGUACAACGAGUUCGUGUACACUGGCACCAAGGCAUAUGCCAGGGGCGUGAGUGCCGUUGAAAUGAGGUGGUUGGGGGAGAUUUUAAAUCGGUCAUCGAAAUGA